GCACAGGUGAGAGUUCGGAGCGCAGAGGCAUUUAAAGCUGCGCGCGCCCAAUACAACGAAAGAAACGGUUGGCCAGGUGUACGUGUAUCUGUGUGCGAAUCGUUGGUAACAGCCGGCCACUGAGUGUCACCAUGAUGCACAAAUUGAAAUACCGCGAUAAAUUAAAAUGGCUUCUAGCGCUUCUUGUGCUGGUCAGCACUUGUUUUAUUCAGACAAAGGGACAGACAAGAGACCCCAGGUUUUAUUCCCGUCCGGGCGUUGACUACCAUUGGCCAAAUCCAGGGGAUCCGGAUUACAGAACCUACACGUUCAACGAUCGCCGAUAUGGUCACUAUCAGCCCAAUGGCUAUGGAGCCAACUAUCCGGGCAGAAAUCCCCCUGGCCAAUAUCCCCAGGGAAUGCCGAAUGAAGAUCGCUUUCGAUUCGACCCGAACGAUCCGAAUGCUCGGACCCAGUUUCCGGGAGUGCUGGCCGGAUGGCGAGAGGACUUGCAGGGCAAGCAGCGCCGGGAUUCGUUGACCCUGGAACGGGAUGUAUUCGUGACCACAAACUAUGGCCAGGUGCAGGGCUUCAAGGCGUACAUGUACGACAACCCAGACCCCAAGUCCUUCUAUCGUCCCUACCAUUCCACCGUGGACCGUGUGAUGGGCGAGUGCUCGGUGUUCCUGGGCAUCCCCUACGCCCUGCCGCCCACUUUCGAGGGCAGGUUCAAGCCACCCCGCGUCCAUCGAGGCUGGCAGCUGCUCCAGGCCGUCGACUUCGGACCCGCCUGUCCCCAGCCUGUGCGGUAUACGGGAGCCACAAAGGGAGUCAUGGACAUGGACGAGGAUUGCCUCUACUUGAACGUGUAUUCCCCAAAGACUGGGGCUGGUGUGGCCCAAAAGUACCCUGUAAUGGUGUAUAUCCAUGGGGGCGAGUUCAUCCGUGGAGCCUCCAACCUAUUCCAGGGCCAUAUUCUGGCCUCGUUCUACGACGUGGUGGUGGUGACCCUGAACUACCGCCUUGGUGCUCUGGGAUUCCUUUCCACUGGUGAUGAGAACUCGCCCGGGAACUAUGGAAUCCUCGAUCAAGCGAUGGCGCUGCGUUGGAUCUAUGACAAUAUUGAGUUCUUCAACGGUGACCGGAAUGCCAUCACUCUAUUUGGUCCGGGAGCGGGAGGCGCCUCCGCUGGUCUCCUGAUGGUGGCGCCACAGACGCGGAACAUUGUGCGCCGUGUGAUCGCGCAGUCCGGAUCGGCUCUAGCGGAUUGGGCCCUGAUCCAGGACAAGUAUCGCGCUCAGAACACGAGUCGCGUGCUGGGACAGCUGCUGGGCUGCUCCAUCGAAUCCUCAUGGAAGUUGGUCAACUGCCUGCGCACUGGACGCAGUUUCUACGAGCUGGGAAACGCCGAGUUCUCCCCCCAGGUGGGUAGCUUCCCAUGGGGUCCAGUUCUGGACCACAACUUUACGUUGCCCGGCGACGAUUGGUACGAGGGAUGGCGCGAAAAGGACUGGCGUUUCCUCACCCAAACGCCGGAAACCCUCAUCCGGGCAGGAAAGUUCAACCGGAAUAUUCAGUACAUGACGGGGGUGACCACACAGGAAGCGGCCUUUUGUGUGGCCCAAAACGAAUCCUUAAGUCCGUACUAUGAACUAGAUGGACGCUUCUUUGAUCAGAAAAUAAGGGAACACGUUUUCCGCUACAACUACACCCUCAAUCCGAACGGAGUUUACGAGGCUAUCAAGUACAUGUACACCUUCUGGCCGGAUCCCAACAAUAACACCAUAAUCCGGGACCAGUACAUCAACAUGCUGAGUGACCUGUACUACCGGGCACCGGUGGAUCAGAUGGUCAAGCUGAUGUUGGAGCAGAAGGUACCGGUCUAUAUGUACGUGCUUAACACCACCGUGGAGGCACUGAAUCUGCCACAGUGGCGGAAGUAUCCACACGACACCGAGCGCUAUUUCCUCACCGGAGCUCCCUUCAUGGACACCGAAUUCUUUCCCAAGAAGGAGCACCUGCAGCGCAACAUGUGGACGGACAAUGACCGCAAUAUGAGCCACUUCUUCAUGCAGACAUACUCGAAUUUUGCCAGAUAUGGCAAUCCGACGCCGCAACAGGUGCUAGGCAUGCAUUUCCAGAGAGCCUAUCAGGGAGAGAUCCGGUACUUGAACAUCAACACCACGUACAACUCCUCCAUCCUGCUCAAUUAUCGGCAGACGGAGUGCGCCUUCUGGACGCAGUACUUGCCCACAGUGAUCGGCGUGCUGGUGCCCACCUAUCCACCCACCACGGAGUACUGGUGGGAGCCCAAGGAGCCGCUGCAGAUCGCCUUCUGGAGCAUGUCCGUGACCUGUUUCUUCCUCAUUGUCUUGGUGGUCAUCUGCUGCAUCAUGUGGCGCAAUGCCAAGCGCCAAUCGGAUCGCUUCUAUGACGAAGACGUCUUUAUCAAUGGGGAGGGCUUGGAACCUGAAGCGGAUACGCGUGGAGUCGACAACGCCCAUAUGGUGACCAACCACCAUGCGCUGCGCUCUAGGGAUAAUAUCUACGAGUACCGGGACUCUCCAUCCUCCAAAACCCUGGCCAGCAAGGCGCACACGGACACCACCUCGUUGCGCUCACCCAGCUCGCUGGCCAUGACCCAAAAGUCCAGCAGCCAGGCGUCCCUUAAAUCGGGGAUCUCGCUCAAAGAAACCAAUGGGCAUUUGGUGAAGCAAGCUGAAAGGGCAGCCACGCCACGAUCCCAGCAAAAUGGUUCCACGGCAAAGGUGGCGGCUCCUGUGGAAGAGAAGCGUCUGCUGCAGCCACUUUCCAGCACGCCCGUGACGCAGCUGCAGGCGGAGCCGGCUAAAAGAGUUCCCCCCGCCGCCAGUGUCUCGGGCAGCAGUCGGAGCACCACUCCGGUGCCCUCUGCCCGCAGCACAGUGCACACCACGACAGCCACCCUGAGUUCCCAGCCAGCGGCUCAGCCGAGGAGGACCCAGCUGGUGGAGGGAGUGCCUCAGACUUCCGUAUAAGUAACCGCUCUCUAAGCGCAGGAUGCGCUUAGGGAGUCAGCCGAAUCGUCCAAUUACAGAGCCAAUCAACCAUCCAGGAGGAAGAACACCAGUUCCGCCUGGGAUUUUAAUUAAAGUAAGUUAGUUAUUUCCGAAAUGUGUACGUUUUAUUUUGUAUUUAUAAUAGGUAACAGAUCUUUGAGAUCUCAGUUUUGAGUUAUAGUUUAGGAAAACCUGUCUUUCUAAUGCCUUACUUUUAGUUUACUUGUUCGUAAGUUUGAUAACCCAACGAAUACAAAUCCAUAUCAAUGACAUUCCAUAGCCUUAUAAUCGGCCUUCACGUGUAUAUAUAGAAUUUAAAUGUACAAUAAGAAGUAUUUUAAUCUAGGAAUUGUAAUGAAAACUAAAAAUGUUUUUUGUAACAAAUAUUGAGCUUAACUUUUAAAAAACUCCCUUUUAGUGGUAUUAUUAUCGAAUGAAAUUUCCAAAAGGGCAUACAUUUUAAAUGAAAUAUUAUAGAAAUAAAUAAAUUUACGUAAUUAAAAAUAAUGCAUUACAUUAUUUAAAACCUGCUAUUAUUUAAUACAAAAUUCAUAACAUUGUCGCGUCCCGUAUCAUAAGAAUAUCAUGUUAACCAUAAGAUCCUAGCCACUCCCACACAUCAUCAAGAGCAAUACCUACAGUGCCUUAAUUUCUGGUAAUUGUCCUCGAUGGGCUCAUCACUAGUUCUCCAUGAACAGUGUCCUUCAUCCAUGUACCCACUAAGUGUGCCUUUCAUACAUACAUAAAUGUACUCCUAGUUAUAUAGUUUCUAUAUGUUUCGUGUGUCGCAUAUAAGCAAAAAGACCAUACAAAAUCAGUGUGAACCGUCCAAUAACUUUAUGUUUUCAACAGUAUUGUGUACAUUGUUUUUCUGUAUAUAUCUUCAUGUGUUACACGAUGGAAAGCAUAAAGUUUUAAACACAUUUUAUGUUUAUA
Molecule: messenger RNA, 3953 nt
Organism: Drosophila teissieri
Lineage: Eukaryota; Metazoa; Arthropoda; Insecta; Diptera; Drosophilidae
Gene: Gli
Product: neuroligin-like protein glit-1
Exons: 8
Coding region: 132-2996 (954 amino acids)
Cellular component (GO): cell surface; septate junction; tricellular tight junction
Source: RefSeq, a predicted model, not a curated record